AUGAGAUUGGUUAUACGUAAAGAUUAUGACGAAGUAUCAGCCUGGAUUGCUCACUACAUCAAGGAACGCAUUCGACAAUUUCAGCCCACAGCAGAAAGACCUUUUGUAUUGGGCCUUCCAUCUGGUUCAUCUCCCAUCAGCUUCUUCCAGAGACUAGCCGAGUUCUGUAAGACGGGUGAGGUUAGUUUUCAGCAUGUGGUAACAUUCAAUAUGGAUGAAUACGUUGGCAUCCCAAAAACACAUAAAGAAUCGUAUUAUACAUACAUGAAUACAAGCUUGUUUAAGCAUCUUGAUAUCAAGCCGGAAAAUAUCAACUUGUUGGAUGGUAACGCUCGGGAUCUGGAAGCAGAGUGUAGACGCUAUGAAGCCAAGAUUGCUAGUUUGGGUGGCAUCGAACUAUUUGUGUGUGGUAUUGGACCUGAUGGCCAUUUUGCUUUCAACGAACCUGGGUCUUCGCUGACUUCUCGUACUCGUGUAAAGACAUUGGCGUACGAGACCAUUGUGGCUAAUUCUCGAUUCUUUGGUGGUGACAUUACCAAAGUGCCCAAGGUAGCAUUGACUGUGGGCGUCGCCACUGUGAUGGAUGCUCGUGAAGUCUGUGUUAUAAUUACAGGUGCCCAUAAAAGCGUUGCCUUGGCUAAAUGUGUCGAAGAAGGCGUCAAUCAUAUGUGGACGGUAUCUGCUAUUCAGAUGCAUCCUAAAGGGCUGAUAGUGUGUGAUGAGGAUUCUACUAUGGAAUUACAUGUCAAGACUGUAAAAUACUUUAAAUCCAUCGAGCAUGUACACCAAUCCCUUAUUGGCAAAGAAAAUCUCGGUUUACAGGGAGAGUUAUUAACGCCAGAAGCAUCUACUGCCAAAACAACACAUACAAGAGGUCAUGAAAUGCUUGUGAGACAGCUAUUAAAUGCUCAUCAUGCAGCUGAUUAUUUGACAGAAGAGGAGGACGAGAUUGAUAAAGACGAUAAACCUAGACCACUUAAGAGAAGAAGAAGCUAA
Mucor velutinosus is the source of this 996-nucleotide messenger RNA. Its product is annotated as polynucleotide adenylyltransferase. Gene Ontology annotation, cellular component: cytoplasm. Gene Ontology annotation, molecular function: identical protein binding; glucosamine-6-phosphate deaminase activity. Gene Ontology annotation, biological process: N-acetylglucosamine catabolic process; N-acetylneuraminate catabolic process; carbohydrate metabolic process. The transcript is spliced from 5 exons. The coding region runs from base 1 to 996 and encodes 331 amino acids. NCBI's taxonomy places the organism in Eukaryota, Fungi, Mucoromycota, Mucoromycetes, Mucorales, Mucoraceae. The record is from RefSeq and is a predicted model, not a curated record.